This is a messenger RNA of Drosophila sechellia, 1925 nucleotides long. Its product is annotated as sodium-independent sulfate anion transporter. The transcript has 9 exons. Gene Ontology annotation, biological process: transmembrane transport. The record is from RefSeq and is a predicted model, not a curated record. Gene Ontology annotation, cellular component: membrane. Bases 72 to 1859 code for a protein of 595 amino acids. Lineage: Eukaryota; Metazoa; Arthropoda; Insecta; Diptera; Drosophilidae.
UUUGCAUCGCAGCCGGUUUCCCUAUCGUUCUCGGAACUACAGCCCGGUUUAAAGCUGGAGAGCCACCCGCGAUGAGAGCCGAUGAGGAUAAUCUGUACCGGGAGCAACUGCCCAAUGUGGGCUCGCUAAUCAGGGAUGGCGGUCGCAAGCUGUGUCGUCCGUCCACCGUGACCAACAAGUUCCCGAUCCUAAAGUGGCUACCUCGCUACCGAUUGGAGUACAUCAUGCAGGACUUCAUUGCGGGAUUCACGGUGGGAUUAACGACUAUUCCCCAGGCGAUUGCCUAUGGAGUGGUAGCCGGCUUAGAGCCGCAGUACGGUUUGUACUCCGCCUUCAUGGGUUGCUUCACAUACAUCGUGUUUGGUUCCUGCAAAGAUGUCACAAUUGCCACUACCGCCAUUAUGGCUCUAAUGGUCAACCAGUAUGCCACUAUCAGUCCGGAUUACGCGGUGCUGGUGUGUUUCCUAGCUGGUUGCAUUGUACUUCUCCUUGGAUUGCUCAACAUGGGAGUACUGGUCAGGUUCAUUUCGAUUCCCGUGAUCAUUGGCUUCACCAUGGCGGCGGCCACCACAAUUGGCAGUGCCCAGAUCAACAACAUCGUGGGUCUGACCAGUCCUUCAAAUGAUUUACUGCCCGCCUGGAAGAAUUUCUUCACCCACUUGACAUCAAUUAGGCUAUGGGAUGCCCUGCUGGGUGUCUCAUCUCUGGUGUUCCUGCUGCUCAUGACGCUUGUUAAAGACAUCAAAUGGGGCAACCGUAUAUUCUGGAAGUACCUUGGCCUCUCCAGAAACGCCCUGGCUGUGAUCUUUGGCACCUUUUUGGCCUACAUCCUCAGUCGAGAUGGGAAUCAGCCCUUCCGGGUCACUGGAAACAUUACGGCCGGAGUGCCGCCCUUCCGGCUGCCGCCCUUUAGCACCACCGUUGAUGGAGAGUACGUUUCCUUCGGCGAGAUGAUCAGCACUGUCGGCGCUUCCUUGGGUUCCAUUCCCUUGAUCUCAAUCCUGGAAAUAGUAGCCAUAUCGAAGGCAUUUUCUAAGGGGAAAAUUGUAGACGCAUCGCAGGAGAUGGUGGCACUGGGUAUGUGCAACAUCAUGGGCAGCUUUGUGCUCUCCAUGCCCGUAACGGGAUCCUUUACCCGCACGGCUGUGAACAAUGCCAGUGGGGUGAAGACACCACUGGGAGGAGCUGUCACCGGUGCCCUGGUGCUCAUGGCACUGGCAUUCCUCACCCAAACUUUCUACUUUAUACCCAAAUGCACGCUGGCUGCAAUUAUUAUAGCGGCGAUGAUAUCGCUAGUGGAGCUGCACAAGAUUAAGGACAUGUGGAAAUCUAAGAAGAAGGAUCUGUUUCCCUUUGUGGUCACUGUAAUCACCUGCAUGUUCUGGAGUCUGGAGUACGGAAUACUGUGUGGCAUUGCUGCCAACAUGGUAUACAUUCUAUAUAGCAGUGCACGUCCCCAUGUAGACAUCAAACUGGAGAAGAUCAAUGGUCACGAAGUGAGCGUAGUGGAUGUGAAGCAAAAGCUGGACUAUGCAUCGGCUGAGUAUCUCAAGGAGAAGGUGGUGCGCUUCCUGAACAACCAGAAUGGCGAGACCCAGUUGGUGGUUAUCAAGGGCGAGGAGAUCAACUCCAUUGACUACACAGUGGCUAUGAAUAUUGUCUCGAUGAAGGGCGAUUUGGAGGCGCUGAACUGCGCCAUGAUCUGCUGGAACUGGAACAUCGCCUCCGCCGGAGUCGUCUGUCGACUCAACAACGAUCUCCGUCCCAUCUUCAAGUUCGAUUUGUCGCUGGAGGAGGUGGUAGCUGGCUACUUCGAUAGUCCCUCCAACACGGCCUCCACCGUAACCAUCGAGGCCUGAAGAACCUAGUUUAUUAUAAGCUGAAAGUAUUGCAUCAAUAUCACAAUUAUAUGAAAUAUCAUUUAA